GGAUGGUGUGACGUCAAACCACGACGACAGAAGUGCGUGUGACAGAUCGUGGAGCUGCGCUAGACUGAAGAAAAACAAAAAACUUUGGGAAUAACAUGUCCUUCUACAGUUCGACCAACAUGCUCUGUCUAUUAACGUACGAGAUAUGCAACGAAUGAACUAAUAGGCGACAAGCGUAUUAUAUUUAUGUUUAAAAAAGUCGCAAUUCGAGUUUGUCAGAUAGAAGAAGCUGGGAAAACAGAAAUAACGUUCCGUGUGUUUUUUAAUGAACGUGGAAUAAGAUUCGGGGAACACAUCAGCAGGCGUAAUUCGGACUCUCCAGGAUCCAACUACCUACUGCUUGGAACAAUUGUUUGCAUGCAGCAAAGCGCACAAGAGUUAUGGACUAAGGGAGAGAGAUCCGAAGGAAGAAAGCCAAUCUAAAAUGGCGGCAAUGGUGUUGCCAUGACCGAGGGCGGCUGAGAGUCAGGGGAGAAGCUACGCAGCACCAUGGAGGGCACCAGGGCCGCCGUCUUAGCGCUGGUCAAAAGCAAAGCCCCUCGACGGGACCGGAAGUGGCGUGUCGGGGCUUUGGUAAGGAAAGGGGGAGUCUGCCGGAACGGGACCACCUCACCACAUGGGGAGUGCACCUCGGACGGAGAGAGGGGGCUGGAGUCCUCCUUGGAGGUGCAGAAGCCAUCCCUGCUGUCGAAGGGGCUGGGAGAGAGAGUGGUGGCGCAAGGAGCAGAGGUGUCACCUGAGGGGGAGGAGGGCCUUGGCUCCUGGGACAUGAAGUCUCAUGACGAAGAGGUUGUGCAGCAGGAGCAAGAGGAUCAGCAGGAGAAGGGGAGUAGUAACAGCCACAGCACCUCCAAUACGGACAGCCCUGCCCUCUCCAGUAGCUGUACAGAUCUGUCCCAGACGUCGUCUCCAUCGCUGUCGGACCAACUCCUCCUGGGUCGAGAGGAUGUGACGGGGGCCGGGAUCAAUGUGGAAUGUCGUAUCUGUGGAGACAAGGCCUCGGGGUUCCACUAUGGAGUACACGCCUGUGAGGGUUGCAAGGGGUUUUUCCGGCGGACCAUCCGUAUGAAGCUGGAGUACGAGCGCUGUGAGCGCAGCUGUAAGAUCCAGAAGAAGAGCAGAAACAAGUGCCAGUACUGCCGCUUCCAGAAGUGCCUGCUGCUGGGCAUGUCCCAUGACGCGAUCCGGUAUGGCCGCAUGCCGGAGGCAGAGAAGAGGAAGCUGGUGGCGGGCCUCCUGGCGGGAGAGAGAGCCCCGACCACCAACCCCAAUGGCUCGGAUCUCAAAUCCCUGGCCAAGGAGGUCAACAACGCCUAUCUGAAAAACCUCAACAUGACCAAGAAGAAGGCUCGCAGCAUCCUCACCGGCAAGACCAGCUCCAGCCCAGUAGAGUAUCCAUAUCCCUUUGUGAUUCACGACAUGGACUCCUUGUGCCAGGCUGAGAACGGGCUGGUGUGGAAACAGCUGAUCAACGGUACGACCCCCAACAAGGAGAUAGGGGUACACGUGUUCUACCGCUGCCAGUGCACCACGGUGGAGACGGUCAGGGAGCUCACUGAGUUUGCCAAGAGCAUCCCCGGCUUCGUAGACCUCUUCCUCAAUGACCAGGUGACGCUGCUGAAGUACGGCGUGCAUGAGGCCAUCUUCGCCAUGCUGCCCUCGCUCAUGAACAAGGACGGGUUGCUGGUGGCCAACGGGAAGGGCUUUGUGACCCGGGAGUUCCUGCGCAGCCUGCGGCGCCCCUUCAGCGAGAUCAUGGAGCCCAAGUUUGAGUUUGCGGUCAAGUUCAACGCCCUGGAGCUGGAUGACAGUGACCUGGCCCUGUUCGUGGCCGCCAUCAUUCUUUGUGGAGACCGUCCGGGGCUGAUAAACAUCAAGCAGGUGGAGGAGAUUCAGGACAGCAUCCUGCAGGCCCUGGACCAGCACCUGCUGGCCAACCACACUGACUCAAAGUACCUUUUCCCCAAGCUGCUCAACAAGAUGGCCGACCUGCGCCAGCUGGUCACUGAGAACGCCAUGCUGGUCCAGAAGAUCAAGAAGACAGAGUCAGAGACUUCGCUGCACCCGCUGCUGCAGGAGAUCUACAAGGACAUGUACUGACUGGACUGGUUUAGCUUCCUAGUACAGCAGCAGUGUUCACUCACUCCUGGUUUCUGGGAUUGGGAGUCACAGGGAGUGCAUGUUUUUGUUCCAGCCCAGCAUUAACACACUAUUCACCUCAUCAGCCAAUCAACCACGACCUUGAUCAGUUGAAUCAGGUGUGUCAGCGUUUAUUCUGGAAACGCUGGCUGGUGGGAGUUAGAACUAUGUAUAUGUAGCUGCACACUCUUGUUCAGAUGCAAUUGAUUGAUUAUAAAUCACCGUAGUUUGGGCAGCAAGUUGCUUUCAUCAUCACGUCUCUUGACUGUCUCUGGACUGUACGAAUGACAUGUACUGACCUGGAAUGGAGCAAGAGACUGAUGGGAGACAUACAGAGUAACAUACACCCUGCCACAUAUUAAACGUGUGUGAGUGUUUGGGUGCCCGAAAUAGAAGGUGAUUUGAGCUGUUUCAAGUGGAUGCUGUUGUAUAGCAGGCCUUUAACUGUGGUUGGACAGGACUGAUGCGGUUGAAGGGCUUGUAGUGUCCUGCUCUGAAUGUGGUGAAGGUGCAGUGUCGAGGUAUUCAUUUCCAGGAGAAUACCAAACAGCUCAUCAACCAACGCCACAACAAAACCAAGACUCCUCUUUUCCCCCUAAAUGUUACAAGGAUGAUCAGCGUUGCUCUUUUUAUACAACAGAUUUUUGUAGUCUCUCCCGAUGCGCAGUGUUUUUUACAACAGUCAACACAUUCUUAACCCUGCGGUUCAGGGUCAUUACCAGACUUUGUUCUGCCAUUGUUUGUGUUACAAACUUCCUGAGAAGUCGUGAUGCUGAUAUUCAGAAAAAUGCUGGUUCUGCUUGCCUCUACAAAUGAGGGUUGUCGGCAACCAUAGGUGUCCCCUGACGGUCCGUCCCUACCAUCCCAUCCUAAGGCCAUAACACUGGGAUAAGCUAUCACCAAACCCCCCUUAGCUCUCCUUUCCACAUAUGUAUUAAUUCACACCCCUCAACCUCCCACUGAUCUAAUCAUAAAAUGGUUUGGAUUUGUUUGAUAACUCACAGUCCCGGGUUCGAAGAACCUCCUUUCUGUGCUAGUGAACAAAAUCCAUCGUCACACCCCCAGAGAAUGUGUGAUAGUAGGAGCUGUGAUUUUGUGUAUGCCUUUUAUAUAUGAAUCUCCUCCAUUUGAGGUCCACCCCCAGCCCUUCUCCUCCUGUUAGACCAGGAAGCACACACAGUCCAGUCAGUCUCACUUUUCAAUGGACACAUACAUUUAUAGAUUCUUACAACAUCCUAACCUCAAUACCUUUUGUUUUCUUUUGUGUACAACUGAUGGGUCUAAAACCAUGGGAUGAUGCUGUGUUGUCAUACUGUGAAGGUGAACCUGAUCAGGGUGUCUGUAUAAGACGUUUUGAAUGCCUGAUUUUACUUAUGUUUACUUAAUUAUGUAUAAUUGAAGUAUGGUAUGUAUAUAUUUUUUUCAGCCAGGUGGUGUUCUGUUAACUGCGCACAGUCAACAAGCCAAACUCUAUCAGUACUUUUCUCAUAUUAUGAGCUUCCCGCUUUCUUUCUUUUCCUCUCUUCUUAUUCUUCCACUAAGUAUGGUGCUAUGGAUUUGGCCAACUAUCGCUCCCUCACGCAGUCGAACUUCAGACAGGGAAUGACCCGUUCAUAAUACUUACAGAAAAAUGGAUCCUUCUCCCUUGGUUCCUUCCUAUCGCUUCUUCACUGAUCUAAAAAGGCCCGGUCAAAUGAAAGCAAUACAGCAAAAGCUUCUGUAGUGCUUCCACCAUAUAGAUUGUACCCAUCUAGAUCAUGAUCAAUUGAAGGGAGUGAGUAAGCAUUUGAAGAGUUGAAAUACAUGGCAACGGUCAAGAAAUUACUUCUAGAAAAUUACUUCUAGACAAGCCAUCAGAAUUCAGAGAUGCAUGGCAGCAGGGGGACCAAUCUAAAUUGCCAUGCGAGGAAAAAGGUUUAUCCUCAUUCUUUUAGGUCAGCCAAUUAUGGUAACUGAUGAAAUACUGCACUUCCUACUGUACAUAGCAAUUAUGUAAAUUUUAUGCAAAACAAUGUAUGUUUCUGUUUUUAUUAUUUUCUAUAUUGUGACAUUAAAAUUGCAAAAAAAGUGUAUUCUAGCACGAGUAAGGGGAGGACAUAUGUGACUCCUUGCCUAUACAGUAGAGAGGUUACAGAUAUCUCUUGAAUAAGCGCUUUAUUUCUGCUCACAGGGAGUUGAUAAAGCACAAAUGAGUGAUCUGAUGCUCACCUAACUGCAGAGACCGUUGAGACAAUGAUAAUAAUAAAGUGACAGUGUUGAACCACCUGUUCUGGUUAGUGUGCUGUAUCCACUUGGAGUCAGUGUACCCUGGGGCGGAUGGGGGGUCCUUUCUCUCCCUGUAUUCAUCUUUCUUUAAUUCUCUUACCUUCUUCCUUUCUCUCAGUAUGAAUCAUUUUAUUUUCCUGCUUUUUUUUCUGGUGCCCCUAGAAAUGUCAUUGUCAUGGACCGCCUGUGGGUAGUUAUAAUUACACAUUUGAUGUGUUCAUAAACUUCUAGGGAUUUUUUUUUAACUUUUCAGUUACUGAAUAGAACAAGUUACAAAGAAAUGUCAGCAAAGUAGUACUGCUGCAUGAGAAAAAAGCUAAAUUGUGUACAUUUUUCUUUGAAUCAAUUGUUGUCUAAUGAUUUUAUUUCUGCAUACAAAUGUUAUGAGCACAACAGCACAGGUCUGAAAUAUUCUACGGUCUACCACAGCAAUACUGUGCAUUUAACAUCUGUAUAAACACCUGGUGUUAACCGUCUGAGGGAAAGUAUAGGAUUUCUACCUUUGGUAUAGAACUUCCUAUAAAUGGUUGAUUAAAAAACAUUGGUUAAUA
Messenger RNA from Salmo salar (Atlantic salmon), 4955 nucleotides. NCBI's taxonomy places the organism in Eukaryota, Metazoa, Chordata, Actinopteri, Salmoniformes, Salmonidae. The record is from RefSeq and is a predicted model, not a curated record.